Messenger RNA from Lepisosteus oculatus (spotted gar), 6834 nucleotides. It is a transcript of the gene akap11, whose product is annotated as A kinase (PRKA) anchor protein 11. NCBI's taxonomy places the organism in Eukaryota, Metazoa, Chordata, Actinopteri, Semionotiformes, Lepisosteidae. The record is from RefSeq and is a predicted model, not a curated record. Gene Ontology annotation, cellular component: cytoplasm. Gene Ontology annotation, molecular function: protein kinase A binding.
GAAUAUAUCAUCAUUCGGACUGGAUUGCUUCGGCCUGGUUUCUCUUGUUUUUGUGAAAUGAACUGACAGCAGCCGCGGGUCCGACGGCGAAACGGUGUGUGGCCUGAGCCAGACCCCACCAUUGCCAAACCAUGGAUGCCUGUGCCAGAAUCCGUGGUAUUCCGUAUAAGACCAGGGCGUCCUUCAGAAAAGAGAUCAUCUCCGAAAGUUUGGCUUUCUCCCUGAAGACUCUACUGAAGAGCAGGAAGGAGCUUUGCAAUGUGGUGCUUGAAUUGCAAGCCAAGGACCCAGUAUGUCUCACUGAGGUUCAUUUUGUAUGUCUGCCUAGUCUUUCUGAAGCAUUGGAAAUCCCAGUGCAGGCACAACCAUCCAUCCCUACUGACCUGUUAGACCUACUGAAAUCACUACAUGUGCAUAGUCUUAAGGAUGAAGAAGUUCUGCUGCUCAAAGAUGCAAAGAAGCUCACAGAAAGAAAAGACAGUAUUUCUCAGACCUCCUGGUCAAAAGCUAUUUGUAUUAUAAGGCAAUCGCCAGAACUUCGGAGAAGUAUUGGGAACACAAUAUUUGCUCUUCUGACUAAAUACACUACUGGGAUUAAAUACGCACUAGAGCUGCACUCCCUGCAGAAGACUCUGCCAGACAGCUGCCAAACAGAAGAUGAUGACACUAACCAGUCAGUGUCGUCCAUUGAGGAUGACUUUGUGACUGCUUUUGAACACUUAGAUGAAGAGGAAAUGGCAUUAUCUGAUCAUAUUGGCCACUACAAUCAAAGAAGUCAGCGUGAUGUUGCCUCCCAGACUGUUCCAUCACAUUGCAGAGAUACUGCAGGAUCAAGGAUCAUAAUUAGCUCUGUCUCCAAGAAGUCAUCUGCCAAGCCGGUCUAUUCUCCACCAGAAGGAUCAGUCUCACUCAAGGGUUUGAAGUCAACACUGACAUCAGAUCCUGACAGACAGAGAGGUUUCUAUAGACCAAGUAGUCCUCACAAAGGUCAAAUAGAUUUUGCUUUAAGUAGGAUUACUGCAUCACUUACAGAGUCUGAUGAGUCAGAAUGCUCUAGUCCAAGUCCCAUUAUCUUCUUGGAUGAAGAGGGUUAUCAGAAGAGUCUGAAAGCAAAACUAGACAUUCCCAAAAUUCCUGUCCUCAAAGAUGGGGUGGAGGAUUCGGAUUCUGAAGUGAGUGAAUUUUUUGACAGUUUUGAUCAGUUUGAUGAACUGGACCAAGCUCUUGCAAGCAAUUCCAAAAUAUUCAAAGAGCCAGCCUCUGCUAGCCAGACCCAGAAAAAGAAGUUUAUGAAGGACUAUGGUUGUAAUCAUGUGUCCAGGGAUGGUUCCAAAACAGCGGGCAUGAAUCCUCACAAAUUUGACCAACCAGUCCUCCCAGCUAACGUAAAAAAACCUACGCCCCUGAAACCAGAAUCACCAUACGGCAUUCAUUCUGAUGUUCCAGACUCUCCACGACCAGUGAGGGCCUCCUGUGAGGAGAGUGGAGCAUUAUUUAGUCCAGUCCGUUCAUCUGCUUUUAGUCCAUUGGGCUGUUGUAACACCUCUGAGUAUUUUUGGAAAGAUGAAGAUAACAAAGAACUGCGCAAGCCUCAAGACCUUUGCAAGCUAUAUAAAACAUACUCAGAUUAUGCGAGUAACCUAUCAGAAGAGAUUCUUGGCUCAGUUUAUGGUUAUACAUCUCCUGUGGACACAAAACUUAAUAAAAAUUUAAGCUGUGUUUGUCACAUGAAAUUUAAAAACACUAAUGGACAUCUUGUGAAACUCGCUGACAUCCAGCAGACUGUUACCAUAGCUAAGACACAACAAAAAUCACAAUCAUUGAAAGAUGGAAUACAAAAAUUUGCUACAGAUUUGGUGGAAAGGAGUCUUGGAAGUGCCUUUAGAGAUCUACAAAAAGGAGUUUCUUCCUGCACGACGACACUCUGCCAUCUUGCUGCUAGGCUGACUUCUUCAGUGUUUCAAAUGGCUUUUCAUGAGAUUGGCAUGAGACAUGCUUAUGUAUUAAAGGAACGAGCCAUAAAUGGGUUGGCAAGCUUUUUGGUUGGUGAGGCAGUAUCUGGGGCUCUGAAGGAGUUUCGCUAUGUGAAAAAGCAGAUUUUCAAUAACACAGUUGCCAGGUUUGCUGCAGAUCUCGCAGAAGAAUUGGUGUUUGAAGGGAUCAUGGAAGUGUGCCAGUUCUCACACCCCUCUACUCCACUUACCCCAAGUGAGUGGUCUUUUGAGCAAGAAGAAAAAGUGGUCACAUCAUAUGCUGCCGACCUCUCUGAAUCUGUACUUCAGGAAGCAUUCAUUGAAUUGUCCCAGGCAGAUGUCACCUUCACAACACAGGCAGCAAUCAGCGUAUCAGUGGAUAAUAUUAGGUAUGUGAGAGCUGAAAAUAUGGCACAGACCACAAAGACUUGUAAUGCAUCCACAAAUUAUUUUGGUCUGCCAGGUGCAACAGAUCAAAAUAUUUCAAAUGAAAACAUCUGCACUGUGAAAAAAGCUUUGUUUUGUACAUCAGGUAUUGCAAGUUGUAUUCCUGUGCCUGUUGCCGGCAAAAUCAUUUCUCAGGUUCACACUCCAGCUGAUGUUUGUCAAAACAAAUCAGGUAUUUGCCUUACAUCAGAAACUGGUCCAAGAAAAAGCAGAGACUCGGAACACAAUAUAACUGUAGCAUCCAGUGCAGUUAUCAGUAUAACAAAACCCACAAACUCAAUGCUAGAUCUUGGUCCUGUUUUACAAGGUAGUCAUAUUUCUCGUGAGACUGAGGUCCUGGACGUAGAACCUAGCAGUGUAAUUGAAGAGAGUAUCAGUUCAGAUCUAUCAUCUGGGAAGACAAGUUUUCAAAACUUCUCUGGAAGUAUGGUGGACAUGAUCGUAAAUGAAGCCUAUGAACUCAUGACUUCUUCCAAAGUGAAGAAAACGGUGGGAGAGUGUGCAGAGUUUCUGAGCAAGAAAAUUGUAGAUAGAAUACCUUCAGUCAGUCCAUUACAUUCGAUUCCAUCACAGAACCCAAGCACUGAAAAUUCAACAGACUGCAUCAAAAAGCACAAUGCUGACAAAGAAAAAACAAAGGCUUAUAACACCAGUGAACCUGACUCACUUCUGAGCUGUGGAGGAGGAAAGACAGAUCCAGUCAUGGUUUCCAUAGUUCAGAAUAACCCUAACAUAAAUUUGAAAUUGCAAGACACUAAAUGGAUUUGCUCAGGAGCUGAAGAUGACACUGCAUCAAAAUAUGCUGCUAAUCAAAAGAAAGAAAAGGUUAGUGAUCAGAUUUCUGUCUGUUCCGUGCAACCUCAGUUUAAUUCAGAAAUGAAAAGUAUAGCAAGAGACAGUGAACCAUGCUCUGCAAGUGUGCAACUUUCCAGUGGAGAAGCCUCUAGAAUUCACUAUUCAUUGAUGAGAGAUCACAUGGAGGUGUCUUGUCAUGAAGCUCCCAGACAGUGUGUCAGAAGGGUUGGACAGGCUGCCGAAGAGACACUGAAUAACAACGGUAGGAAACCCAACGUAUCCCCAGGCACUCCACCCCCAACUCCACAGCUGCCUCAGCUGGUCUCCCGGGAGCAAGAGUUCAGGCGGUUUUCCAAGAAACUCAAAGGCAAACUUGCCAAAGAAUUUUCUCCUGCUACACCUCCUUCAACACCCCAUUACCACCAUGCGGAAGGUGGUAGUGACACAGAGAAGGCAGAUUUUAUGUUGAAACUGAUGAGGUCUCUCUCAGAUGAGGUGGAAGGCAUUGAGGACGAAGAAGAGGAUGCAGAAGCUGAAGAUGACCAAUUGGUAGCACACACUGGAACCUGCCAGAGAGAGAGAAGUCCUUCUGUGGAAAAUGACCGAGAAGCAGAAGAAAAGGGUGCAAUACAUUAUGCAGACCACUUGGCUUGUCAUAUAGUUUCCAUGGCGACUGAGAUGGCUACAUUGUGUCUUGAGGAUGGAAGGAAGUUUGAAGAUUGUGAAAGCAAAGACCUUCCUUUGUACAGUGCUCUAAUAGGGCAAUUCUCUGAGCAGUCUUUAAACUCUCUUUGGACGUAUGCUGGGGAAAUGGCUGGGGAGGUCAUCAGUGAUGUGAAGAAAAUCCUGGGUUCUAGCCAGUGCAAGCACAGCACUUUAAAAAGGGUUAGAGAUAGCUUAUCUGAGUGUCAUCAGCUAGGAGGCCAUAGGGACUAUAGGUUAAGCAGCAUGACAGGCCAAGUAUCUGGUGACCUCUUGAAUUCGGGGCUCAGUUUUCGGCAAAGUAGCAGUGCAAGUGGACUUACAUCUAAGUAUCCGAGCUGCGAGAGUGUGACAGAUGAGUAUGCAGGGUACCUUAUUAGGGUACUAAAAAGAGAAGGUGGGAACACUGAGCUCAUUUUGGACCAGUAUGCCAGUAGACUUGCUUACAGAUCUAUCAAAUCUGGGUUGGCCCAGGCUGCAAGGAAGAUAAAGCAGAGAUGUAACCUGAGACUGUAUUCUACUAGAAGGUCACAUCAUGAAAAUGUUAACGAGUUUCUGAGGGUGCUUACCACAGAGCAGGCAUCCAUAGAUGCUAGGAGGAAAGUAGACAGUUUCAGUAAUGCCCCUCAAUGCAAGUGCCAGCCAAUUGAAGGAAUGAGCAGGAGGGACUACAUGGAGCUUGUUGGCUUUGCAGAGUCUCUGGCCUAUAACAUAACUUGUGACGUCACAAGAAAACUUCGAUCAUCUGCUGUUAGGCUGCCCAAAUCCCUUACAGAUUCCUGCCUCUACAAAAAGUCCAGAUUGGAAGACAUGGCAGAGGACCUCAUCAAAACCACAUUUUCGUGUUCUCUCCUGCCUUACACUGAAAACAGCAAACAGUACCAUAGCACUGGCAGUUUAAAUGAUGGUAAUUGCAGCGAUAGUGUUAUGCAAGUCAUUGAACACUAUGCGAGAAAAAUAGUUGAUGAUACCUUAGAGAUGACCAUGGCUUCAGUCCACCAUCAGUCAGAGGAAGACAAAAGAAAGACGGAUAGGGAUAUGUAUGCUGGAAAAUUAUCUGAAACUGCGCUGAAUUCAGCUCUUGCUAGCAAAACCUGUCGAUACUGUGCUGUCCGAGAACACCCUUAUUAUUUCGGUACUCACUGUAGCAAUGCUGCCAAGCAGCAUUUCCAGGAAAUCCACAGGAGGAGGAGGCGGGAAAGUGAUGCAAAGACUGAAAACUGUUGCAGUAGGAUGAGGGGAUGUAGUCUUGGAAUCCCUAGGAUACAUAUCGACUUGGAUCAGAAAGCUGUUUUUGCUGAAGAAAUGGUGUCAUCCGCUAUUGAGAGAGCCAGGAGAGAGCUGAGCAGCACGAGCCUGACAGCAGACAGUGGGAUUGGCCAUGAUGGCGCAAGCUUUGCUGAGAGCCUCACCACAGAAAUACUGACUUCCGCAAUGUCUAAUGUCUGCCAGACCAUUAAUAUAAGUGCUGCGGGUAAAGAAGGAUUCCACACGUCUGAAUCCACCGUUAGCCAACAGCUCAGUCUUAGUGUUGGGGAUGACAGCACUGGGAGCUGGUCCAACCUCAGCUUCGAAGAUGAACACCCCGAUGAGAACAGCAGUUUUCUGCAUUUAAGUGACAGUAAUGGUAACAGCAGUAGCUGGAGCAGUCUGGGGUUAGAAGGAGAUAUUUAUGAGGAGAAUUUAUCCUAUUCACCAUCAGACAGUGAUGGAACUGAAGACAAAGAGACGGAACCCAAGGAGGAUUCAGAUGGCCUUCUGCAUGUUGAAAAGGGUCUGUUGGUGGUCAAUACAGAUGUAAGAGGACAAUGUUUAGAUCCCCAGAUAAGGACAGUCUUGCAGUGGAUAGCGGUUUCACACUCUGAACUCCCAGUGCUGCAGUUUGGCCAGCCUACUGAAAAAGAAUUGCAGUUUUUGCCAUUAGUGAUAAAGAAGGUCAAGGAGAGGGAGUGGAAGUUGGGAGACCUCCUGCAGUCUGUUCUGAGAUAUUGUGAAGAAAUGGAUCAUGAGACUACAGGGGAUAAACCUUUCUUUCAGUGGCUGCUAGAUCCAUAAAUCCAUGUUCUGGGAGAAGCCUAGAAUGGAUGCUUUUAUAAAUAAAAAUUGUGGUGUGAAACAGUAUUUGAAACUAUCAUGUAAGACAUUAACUCACUGGGCAGUCACCAUACAGUGCUGUGCAUUUUGCCAAAGUAGAGACAUGCAGUAGUCAAUGGAAUGUUACUGUUGUAAUAGGUAUUGCUUUUACACCUACAUAGUACUUGCACAGAAGGCACAGCCUUCGAAACCACUGCUGUUUGCUUUCAGUGAUGUGUGUGUGCACCGUACGCGUGACUGAAGGUGCUUUUAUCAUACCAUGCAUAUCUACAUCAGUAUAUUAUACAUUUGUGGCCAUUUGUGCAUUAUAGAUCUACACCUUGUUCUUGUAUUGGAAAAGCAAUGAGUGACAGCAUGUGAAAAGUCAUGGAAACUCCAUUUCUUAAGUAGAAAGUAUACUAACACCCCUCCAUGGUAUUGUUCUAACAUGUUAGGGCUUCGGGCUUUUAUUUCCACUUCUCAUUUGGAGCUGCAGCAAGCAGUUUUUUUCUGCUGUGUUAGAAAUUUUGUGUUUGAAGGACUUAUAUUUCAAACGCACUGGGAAAAUAUUUGGUCGUAUACAUUACCAAUGAUUCACGUUUCAAUGAGUGAGAAGGUCAUUUAUUUUUUAUUCAUCUGAGAAUGCAUCUGCACAGGUUCAGCAAGGAAGAAUGAAGUGUGCAGUUAGAACAUUUAAAGUUAAUGUCAGUUUUACUUAGCCACAAAUACUUCAAUUUGAUCUGCAGGAUAUUAUAAAUAUGUACUGUACAUUAUUACAUGCUUUAAAACAGUCUGUAUAGUAUUUCCUGUGCAUAUGGCAAUAAGAAGACUUACAUUAACCCUA